AUGAUGGCUGAGGCUGUGAGGAGCGGAGAAGGGAAGCACUUGGGCGGGUGGCGACGGACGAUAGUGGGGAAGGAGGUCGUGUUGUUCUUCAGGUACACAGCUAUGUACGAAUUUAAUCAAUCCCGUCCGGCAUCUUCGCCGAGACCGGAUACGAAACUCCUCACCUUCCGUCUUUUACUCAUCUUGCAUCCACUCCUCUCCACUAUCCCUAUGGUUAUGGCGCUACCCCUUUGCUUCCUUUCCGCCCUCCCUCUUCACCGCCAGACCUCCAGUUGCAGUUUCUCUCCCGAGACGCGACACGUAUCCCCUUCCUACCGCCCCAGCACUGCCCGCCACACCCGCAACGUCCGCCGCGCCCCUGUCAUGACCAACACUGACGACCUGCUCAUAAUCGGCGCGGGCACCCUGGGCCGUCUCAUUGCUACAGUCUGGCGCGAGGCCCACCCGGCUGCCACCAUCCUCGGAGAGACGCGCAGCGCAACCUCGCACGUGGCCGUGGCUUUGGCGGGCGCCACGCCCUCGCUGGCGGGUAGCUCCACUGAAAAGUUCCCUUACGUUGUAUUUUGCGCACCUCCCGGUCAAUCGGAAGACUAUCCCGCCGCUGCCGCUAUCGCCGCAAGCCGCAUCUCGUCUGGAGGGCGCCUCGUCUUCACGUCGUCGGGCUCGGUGCACGGGCGCAGCGCCACCCGCAUCACGGAGGAGACCCCCGAGUUGAGGGAGGGGCGCUCGUUAGUGCUCGCCGAGGCGGAGGAUAAGGUGUUGGCCGUGCCCGAAGGCAACGUCAUCCGCCUAGCGGGGUUGUAUACGAGGGAUCGAGGGCCGCACGUGUUUUGGCUGAGAAAACGGGCCGUGCCAGGGCCCGUAGACUCCUUCGUGAACAUGCUGCAUUAUGAGGAUGCCGCGACAGCUGUGGUUGCAGUGCUAAGGAUGAAGGAAGAGAAGCGAGAGGGGCGGAGCAAGUUUUUGGCGUGCGCGGAGAGAUCAGUGACGCGACGAGAGAUUUGUGAGGCCGCUUUGAAACAUCCCAAGUACAAGGAGACGGGCGUGCCGGAAUAUGGAGAGGGCGAGGCAGGCGAGCCUAGGCUGUAUGAUGGGUCGUGGACUAGGCGGGUGACGGGGUGGAAGCCCAAGUACGAGGCUUUUGACGACUUUAUGGAGAUCGAUGCGGAAAGUUCUUCUCUAGGACGGUCCCAUGUCAAUGGGAAGACGUCUCAAAAGAUACAGCAGUACCCUGUUUCUCGAGGCUAA
This is a messenger RNA of Chondrus crispus (carragheen), 1248 nucleotides long. RefSeq lists its product as hypothetical. Bases 1 to 1248 code for a protein of 415 amino acids. The transcript has 3 exons. NCBI's taxonomy places the organism in Eukaryota, Rhodophyta, Florideophyceae, Gigartinales, Gigartinaceae. The record is from RefSeq and is a predicted model, not a curated record.